AUGCAUCGCAGCAUCUCCAUCCUUCUGUACAGCUUGGCGGGCUUCGCGAAUGCAUUAGCAGCGCAUCCUUCACAUCACCAGCUCGCGCUCCGGCCGUCACGACCGCAGCAUUACAAGCCGAGCCAUGCACACAGCAGCCGCUAUCAUUUGGGCCCCGGCCUCAAUACCAUUGGCAUCCUCUUCGGGACCGCAGAAGACGAAGCGGCGAUCCACGUCUGGUUGCCGUUGGGAGAGCGAGUGCAGACCUUAACCGCGCCCGAACUCCCCGUGCAGCCGCUCACCGCACGCAUCACCACCACCAUCGCGUCCACGGCCGAGCGCGCGUCCGAUGAGUUCCUCGAUUCCAUCCGGUGCUUCGGUUACCCGCGCGUCGAGCACCCUGGACGAGAGGACUCGGAGCCGUCGAAGUAUGCUGUUGUUGCAUUUUCGCGAUCUGAUGGGCUGGUAAGAUUCGCAGCGGGGACCGGGGAGGAGUGGAUGCAUGGGACGGAGAUUGAGAGUUGGGAGUGCCUGUGA
Molecule: messenger RNA, 516 nt
Organism: Neohortaea acidophila
Lineage: Eukaryota; Fungi; Ascomycota; Dothideomycetes; Mycosphaerellales; Teratosphaeriaceae
Exons: 2
Coding region: 1-516 (171 amino acids)
Source: RefSeq, a predicted model, not a curated record